UGUUCACCACAACCCAACAACCCCUUCCAGUCUUCUCACGGGACCAUCCCAACCCAACAACCCCUUCCAGUCUUCUCACGGGACCAUCACAACCCAACAACCCCUUCCAGUCUUCUCACAGCACCAUUCUUCUCACGGGUCCAGCACAACAUAUUUAGCCUUUGAACUACCACCCAAGCACCCUUACACACCUUCUCUUGAAAAGCCAGGGGUCAGUCCCGUCCACCCUAAUUUUGGACAAGAAACUGCUGAUGAUUCCUUACUGGAUUACAAUGAUGAUGAAUGUGAAGAGACACAAUCUGUGGUCUCAGGCAUGAUGGAGAACAAAGAGAAUAUUGGGGAUUCAUUAAACAGCAAGGAGAGUGAUAAAGGCACACCAUUGUUAGAAUGUGCUGGCUGUCUCCCAAGCCCAGCUCCUGCAGCAGACCAGAACAUCCCUGUAGAAGACCACUCCAUUGUGUUCUUUGACUUGGAGACCACUGGACUAGGGUCAAAGUGUGACAUUAUCCAGCUGUCUGCUGCCUGCAUGGAAAAGACCUUCAAUGUCUACAUGGUUCCCAGGACACCAAUCAUGAAGGAGGCGUCUGCUGUCACUGGAUUCACCGUCAGGAGACACAAGCUGUAUCUGCAUUGCCGUCCUGUGCAGACGAAGACCCACAGGGACUGUUUGAUGUCAUUCCUGGCCUUCCUUCGAGCAUUGGACCGGCCUCUGCUAGCGGGUCACAACAUAAAGAGGUUCGAUUGCCCUAUUUUGGCCAGGGUCCUUGAAGAAUUCCAACUGAAUGAGGAAUUCAAGCUAUUGGUCUCAGGCUUCCUGGACACCCUUAUCUUAAGCAAAGACCUCCUGCAGAACACUGGCAUCAAGAGUUUUAAGCAGGAGAACCUGGUUAAGGAGCUUCUGAAGAAAUCCUAUCCUGCACACAACGCUCUGGAAGAUGUCAAAGCUUUGCAGGAUCUCUACAGUGCCCUAAGGCCUACCCCAGCGCAAAUAACCAGCCAUCUAUUCACUCUUGACCAUAUGGAAUCUCAUAUGUCACUGCAGCCUUUAGUAGAGGGGAAAGCCAUCUCCAAAACCACAGCUCAGAAGCUGGCAAGACUCGGGUUCAAUUUUGAAAAGAUGAAGCGCUCUCAUUUGCAAAAUCCCAGUGAGGGGCUGCGGCAGUUUCUGGAGCCAUUGAAAGAAGAGCUGAAGAAUAGCAUGUUCACAAAAACUGUGGACAAAAUCUGUGACUUCUUUGAAAUAGAGCAGUAGACUGCGUUUGGGAGUUAUACUGCAGAGCAGGAUGAUCAACUGUCUUUAUGCACAACUUGUUUCCAGCUUCAUUGAAUUUAUGCCUGUUUUCCUUGUCUUCUACAGGCCUACUAGAAAGGAGACAUUGUAUUUUUUAAAUAAAUUGUAGGUUUCAGUUUGCAAAGAUACCUACUGUAUAUUUUAUUUGUUAAUUAUGAAUAAAUCAAGUGUAAUGUUUUAA
Messenger RNA from Acipenser ruthenus (sterlet), 1472 nucleotides. RefSeq names its product protein PML-like. Gene Ontology annotation, cellular component: cytoplasm. Gene Ontology annotation, biological process: DNA catabolic process. The record is from RefSeq and is a predicted model, not a curated record. Lineage: Eukaryota; Metazoa; Chordata; Actinopteri; Acipenseriformes; Acipenseridae. Bases 314 to 1252 code for a protein of 312 amino acids. The transcript is spliced from 4 exons. Gene Ontology annotation, molecular function: 3'-5'-DNA exonuclease activity; nucleic acid binding.